Closterium sp. Yama58-4 is the source of this 480-nucleotide messenger RNA. The record is from the annotation of a GenBank genome assembly. Lineage: Eukaryota; Viridiplantae; Streptophyta; Zygnematophyceae; Desmidiales; Closteriaceae.
AUGGGAGUAUGGGAGGAGGGAGAGGAGGGAGAGGAGGGAGAGGAGGGAGAGGAGGGAGAGGAGGGAGAGGAGGGAGAGGAGGGAGAGGAGGGAGAGGAGGGAGAGGAGGGAGAGGAGGGAGAGGAGGGAGAGGAGGGAGAGGAGGGAGAGGAGGGAGAGGAGGGAGAGGAGGGAGAGGAGGGAGAGGAGGGAGAGGAGGGAGAGGAGGGAGGAGGAGAGGAGGGAGAGGAGGGAGAGGAGGGAGAGGAGGGAGAGGAGGGAGAGGAGGGAGAGGAGGGAGGAGGAGAGGAGGAGAGGAGGGAGAGGAGGAGAGGAGGAAGAGGAGGAAGAGGAGGGAGAGAGCGAGAUGCCAGAGUGGAGAUGAGCAUGGUGACAUGGUGCAGGACGAGGGGACGCUUAUGGCACAGCUGGCAUGGUCAGUCGCAGGGCCCGAGAAGCAGUACAGCUGCGGUGAGAGCAAGAUGCAACAUGGAAUGCUGA